UUUGGAAGCUUUCUGAGUAGGUGUGCAUUUGGGUGUCAUAAAGACUCAUAUACCUUGAGCUGGUCAGAAGUUUCUCUCCUGAAGGACCUCUGCGGAGAAUCCAGAUUGCUCCUAGGGAGGCUCCAAACCUCCAUUGGACAAUGGGAAACUGGCUGGUUAACCACUGGCUCUCAGUUUUGUUUCUGGUUUCUUGGUUGGGGUUGAACGUUUUUCUGUUUGUGUACGCCUUCCUGAAUUAUGAGACGUCUGACAAGUACUACUACACGAGAGAAAUUCUUGGGACUGCCUUGGCCUUGGCCAGAGCAUCUGCUUUGUGCUUGAAUUUGAACAGCAUGAUGAUCCUGAUUCCUGUGUGUCGAAAUCUGCUCUCCUUCCUGAGGGGCACCUGCUCAUUUUGCAACCGCACACUGAGAAAGCCAUUGGAUCACAACCUCACCUUUCAUAAGCUGGUGGCGUAUAUGAUCUGCAUAUUCACAGCUAUUCAUAUCAUCGCACACCUAUUUAACUUUGAACGCUACAGUAGAAGCCAACAGGCCAUGGAUGGCUCUCUUGCUUCUGUCCUCUCCAGCCUAUCUCAUCCUGAGAGAGAAGAUGAUUCUUGGCUAAAUCCCAUCCAGUCUCCAAAUAUGACAGUGAUGUAUGCAGCAUUUACCAGUAUUGCUGGCCUUACUGGAGUGAUUGCCACUGUAGCUUUGGUUCUCAUGGUAACUUCAGCUAUGGAGUUUAUCCGCAGGAAUUAUUUUGAACUCUUUUGGUAUACACAUCACCUUUUUAUCAUCUAUAUCAUCUGCUUAGGGAUCCAUGGCCUGGGUGGGAUUGUCCGGGGUCAAACAGAGGAGAGCAUGAGUGAAAGUCAUCCUCAUAAUUGCUCACAUUCUUUUCACGAGUGGGAUAAGCAUGAGAGUUGCAGGCAUCCUCAUUUUGUGGGGCACCCCCCUGAGUCUUGGAAGUGGAUCCUCGCACCGAUUGCUUUUUAUAUCUUUGAAAGGAUCCUUCGCUUUUAUCGCUCCCAGCAGAAGGUCGUGAUUACCAAGGUUGUCAUGCACCCAUCUAACGUUUUGGAAUUGCAGAUGAGGAAGCGAGGCUUUAGCAUGGAAGUAGGACAGUAUAUAUUUGUAAACUGCCCCUCCAUUUCCUUCCUGGAGUGGCAUCCCUUCACUCUGACCUCUGCUCCAGAGGAAGAAUUUUUCUCCAUUCAUAUUCGAGCAGCAGGAGACUGGACACGAAAUCUCAUAAGGACAUUUGAACAACAGCACUCACCAAUGCCCAGGAUUGAGGUGGAUGGUCCCUUUGGCACAGUCAGUGAGGAUGUUUUCCAGUAUGAAGUGGCUGUACUGGUUGGGGCAGGGAUUGGGGUCACUCCCUUUGCUUCCAUCUUGAAAUCUAUCUGGUACAAAUUCCAGCAUGCAGACAACAAGCUCAAAACACAAAAGAUAUAUUUCUACUGGAUCUGUAGAGAGACAGGUGCCUUUGCCUGGUUCAACAACUUAUUGAAUUCCCUGGAACAAGAGAUGGAGGAAUUAGGCAAAACGGAUUUCCUAAACUACCGUCUUUUCCUCACUGGCUGGGAUAGCAACAUUGCUGGUCAUGCAGCAUUAAACUUUGACAAAGCCACUGACAUCCUGACAGGUCUGAAGCAGAAAACUUCCUUUGGGAGACCAAUGUGGGACAAUGAAUUUUCUAGAAUAGCUACUGCCCACCCCAAGUCUGUGGUGGGGGUUUUCUUAUGUGGCCCUCGGACUUUGGCAAAAAGCCUGCGCAAAUGCUGUCAGCGAUAUUCAAGUCUGGAUCCUAGGAAGGUUCAGUUCUACUUCAACAAAGAAACGUUCUGACUUGGAAGCAGCAGCACAGUAGUGCUUCUACACUUUCCCUUUCUCUUCACUAACUUGGGGGUCAGCUACUAGAUAAUCCUUUGCCUCACAAGGCCUUCACUCCCAACUUCAAGUUUGAUUCAACAUCAUACGUGGGCUUUGCCAACCUGAGAGCUGCAUAAUUCACAACUGCAAAACACAUGAACUGUUUUUUAUUGGAGGGGGGGGAUUGUAAAUCCUUCUGGGAAACCUGCCUUUUGGUGAAUUUUGCUGGAUGACACUUGCACAAUUUAACCUCAGGUGUCUUGGUUGAUAAUCUUCCCUCCCACCUGCCCCUCACAAAAGAUUUCUAAGUGGGGUGACUUUUAAAAUAUUUAUUGAAUCCACGACAAAACAACAAUCAUAAAUAAACAACAUAGAAAGCCCAAGCUUCCCACUCCCAUAUCACCCACUAAGUACAUGAUUACACAUGAGCUAAUCCAGUGUGACCAACAAUUUACACGUUACUUUGUCAAAAUAAUUGAUUUUGCUUUUUGCUUAUUGAACAAUUUUACUGACUUUCCCUAGUAAUAUCUUAAGUAUAUUAACUGUAAUCAAAUUUGUACUAUAGUUAGACGCCAACUAUAUUGUCACUUUGUAUUGAAAUAACUGGAAAGGCCUGACUUACAUCAUAGGAUAAUUUAACAGAAGCUCUUUUGUUUUUGUUGUUGUUGUUAAAGGAGUUUAUGAAUGUAUUAUAAAAAGAAAAAAAAGUUAUAAUUUUGGCUA
Mus pahari (shrew mouse) is the source of this 2579-nucleotide messenger RNA. RefSeq names its product NADPH oxidase 1 (gene Nox1). Lineage: Eukaryota; Metazoa; Chordata; Mammalia; Rodentia; Muridae. The transcript is spliced from 13 exons. The coding region runs from base 141 to 1832 and encodes 563 amino acids. The record is from RefSeq and is a predicted model, not a curated record. Gene Ontology annotation, biological process: superoxide anion generation; defense response. Gene Ontology annotation, molecular function: superoxide-generating NAD(P)H oxidase activity. Gene Ontology annotation, cellular component: NADPH oxidase complex; plasma membrane.